Momordica charantia (bitter melon) is the source of this 2335-nucleotide messenger RNA. Its product is annotated as protein IQ-DOMAIN 13. The record is from RefSeq and is a predicted model, not a curated record. NCBI's taxonomy places the organism in Eukaryota, Viridiplantae, Streptophyta, Magnoliopsida, Cucurbitales, Cucurbitaceae. Gene Ontology annotation, molecular function: protein binding.
UAAGCAAUUGCAGCGGAAUGCGUUGAUUUGUUCAGUCUAAACACUUUGCCCACUACUAUUACUAUAAAGUAAAGUUGGUUCAACAACAAAGAACAUGCCCAUUUCCAUUUCCAUUUCCAUUUCCAUUUCUAGUGAGAGAAAUUUCUCUCUCUUCAUCAUCAUCUUCCAACCGAAAGAAAACAUAUAAAUCUCGCAAAAGGCGAAAGGUGGGCAGAACCAAAAGCAGAAUUCCAACCAGCAAAACCCCAUUUUCAAAGCUCCAUCUUAAAGAAGGAAAAAGAAAACCAGAGUUAGAGAGAGAAAGAGGGGCUGCCCAGCAAGUUUUUUCUUCGAAGAAUUCCGCAUGUAGCUGAGGAAGAAGCACGGAAAUAGAGAGAGAGAGAAAACCCUUGUCUGAUUUUUCCUUUUUCUUUUGGGUUUUUUGUUGUUGCAGCUUUUUGGAAGGGGGGUCUUUCGAAGGUCUCUUGCAGGGGCUUAUUUCGGAAAUUUGCAGAGGAUUUUCGGCAACUGCGUCAUUUCUGGAAGUAAUUUCAACCUCCUCACCCUCUGUUUUACUUCUUUCCCUUCUAGGGAAACACAUUAAUGCAACGAAUAUGGGAAAGAAAGGCAGUUGGUUUUCUGCUAUAAAGAGGUUUUUCACUUGUCAAUCAGGGGAGGUGGAUCGUGAGAAUAAUAGUGGAAAUGAAAGAAAGGGAGAUGGAAAAGGAGCGCCCACUUCCUUCAUUCCUCUCUUUAGAAAGCCAAGCACAGUCGAGAAAAUCUUUAGCGAUUUCGAGAGGGAGCAACAGUUAGUAGCAAUUCAGCCUCCUGCUCCUGAACUGCCAUCAACACCACCGUAUAUACCUCCUCCUCGACCCACUUCCCCCCAGGCUACUUCACCUCCUAGAGCUGCCUCUCCUAGGGAACCAUCUCCUGAGAUUUCUCCUCCUACAGUUGCUUCUCCUCCUCGAGCUUGCUCGUCAACCAUCCUCAAUCAUCAUGAGGAAGUCAGCUACAUUCCAACGGUCGUCAAUCAUCACAAGGAAGUCAGCUACAUCCCAGAACCAAUCAACACGAACAAUCUUUCUUCAGCUAUUAAGAUCCAAGCAGCCUACAGAGGUUAUGCGGCAAGGAAAAGCUUCAGAGCAUUGAAGGGUCUGGUGCGGCUUCAAGGCGUUGUACGAGGGAAUAAUGUGAGGCGCCAGACUUUGAAUGCCAAGAAACAGAUGCAGCUGUUGGUUCGGGUGCAGUCUCAGAUACAAUCACGACGGAUCGAAAUGCUCGAAAACCAAAGGCAACUCCAGGAUCAUCCCAAUGAUAAAGAAGCUCAGAGUACCUUUGGCACAUCUGAGGGAGGUAACCAUGAAGAUUGGGAUGAAAGCUCACUAACAAAGGAGGAAAAAGACGCCCGACUGCAGAGGAAGGUAGAAGCCGCCAUCAAACGGGAACGAGCAAGGGCAUAUGCAUACUCCCAAUCCCACCAGAAAACCACUCCAAAGUCAGCACUGGAUUCUCAAAUGGAUACUUGCUCUGCUGGAGUUCCGAGGUGGUUGAAAUGGUUAGAAAAUCAGUUACCCACCGAGGCUCAUCCGAAGCAUCCUAUGCCGAGACCUUCAACGCCACCGCCAGAGCAUAAGUCGAGCCCACGGUCUCCAUCAAGCAAUAACAAGCGACACAAUUUCGGCUUAGAUGGUAGGGAUACUCCCACACCAAAGUCUACAAAAUCAACAGCAUUCUCAAAUGCAAAGCCUGCACGGUCUCCGCAUCGGUUGAGAACCCCUCAAACAGCAAGGUCAAACAUCUCCAACGACUCAAGAUCGCGAGGCAGCAGAGCACUGUCUCCUUUCGACAUGAGGUUAAAGGACGACGACAGCCUCGCAAGCUGCCCCCCUUUUAUGGCACCGCACUACAUGACCCCUACAGUUUCAGCCAAAGCGAAAGUGCGAGCUCAUAGCAACCCGAGGGAGAGGUUUCCCGGUACGCCGAGGAGUGAAGCAUCCAGCAGGAGGCAGUCAUUUCCCCUGACACAAGGUGUAGGAUCAUUUAGGAACAGAGGUUUGAUGUCGUCGCCGAGGGAUCAAAUGACAGUAGACGACAACCAAUCGGUACGAUCGGUCGGGAACUUCAGCUUUGUUUCACUACCAACUGGAAUUAGAAGGAAACCGUUUAACAGAUUUGUGUGAUUUGAUUAACCCCUGUGUUCUUGCUUCUCUGGUUUUUAAUGAUGAUGAUUGAGUGUAUUUAUUGUCAUAUGGUUUUGUGUUGAAGAAAUACUGAUUGUGUAAUAAAGAAACUCAAGGUUUGGGUUUGGGGUUUUUUAAUGUUAUACUUUAACUACUUCACAUUUUCUUGAUUA